AGGUUGCCUCAGUGCACCACCGAGUCAAUACUCCCCAGUCCCCGCAGUACACGUCUCGAUCUGGUCCUGUGCCUGGUGCGCGUUGCUUGCGUUGAGUCAUGGCUUUUCAACCUAGUGAGUGCAUGACGCUUCGGGCCAGCCAGUCUGCAUCACACACCGCCUUUGCAACAUCGCCAGUCCUCAGUCCUGCCUCAUCAUUCUCGCCCAGUGGAACUCCGCAUAAGUCUAGUCUAUAGCGGUUCGCGUGAUGGACCAGCACCUCUACACAAAGAAGGGGGCGGCGCCGAACACCGUCCUUUGGCGUCCACGGGAAGGCAGCAGCGUUGUCCUGAAGGAGAGAGACUACCAACCCUUUAACCAAAUUGUCCGUACAGUCCACAUCCCAGAUGCCCUGGCCAUCUGUGCUGUGAAUGGGAUAGUGCCGAAGCCAAUCCUGUCCCUCAGCACCCUGAAAGCCACAGUGCUUCAUCCGCAAAGAUCCCAUCCCUGCAGGAACCUUCACGUCCUGUGGUUCGGCGCCAAGCUGGAUGGGGAGGAUGAACAUGCACACGAUUGGUACGGCAAUGUUGAGUUUGCCGUCCCGAUAGAUGUUAUGAUGCUGCAAUGGAGGAACCUUUACCUGGUGGAGAUGGUGCAGGCACCCACGCAAACUAUCACACGCAUUCUGGUCACCAAUGCCGACUACUCAUCCGUCUUGCCUCCGUACGACCCUCGCACACCAGGCGGUCCGUGGCGCCUCACUCCGGACGGCCGACACGAGCGCCUGGUGGACUGCCGCCGGUACAAGAGCAAGGGUUAUAACAGGCACGGCCACACCCUUGAGUUUAUGAUUGAGGUAACACCCUUUGGGAUGAGGAAGAUCCUCGAUGAGGUGACCAUAUCCUUCAGGAACCACCACCUGGGGUUGUCUGGGGGUCCUCACGACUGCCACAGGUUUGGAAAAACUCUCACGUGCCCGACGCCCUUCACCGUGGACGAAGGCUCCCAUAUAUUCUUCAAGGAACAUCACCGCCUCAUCGGCCGCCAGCCCAUGGCCACUCCCAGGCUGUCUCCGAGCGCCGAGGCGUUCCGGCAGCGCUUCCUCGCUGCUGAGGAGAUUCCAAGAAAUGUUCUUCAAGUGCAAGCUCCUCCGCCGCUGUCGGGACAUGACUUCCCGCCACUCGGGGCACCGGGUCAAGGCAGCGUCAUCUUCAGCAAGCUGCUGCAGAAGCAGCUCCUGAACGGAGAAGUCAGGAAGCGGCGACUCGUGUUCGGGUUCGGGCAGAAGAAUGUGUUCGGCAUCAUUACGGACUCGAUAUGGAAACCCGGCAAGGAAGAGGAGGAGGAAAAGGUGAUCAUGAAGCUCCGCCGACACCGCCCCAACAAAAUGCAGCCCCCUCCCCUGCCCCACGCCCCUCCCCCCGGCUAUCCACCCAUCCCCCCACCUCCGUGCUAUCCACUCUUCCCCACACUCCCCGGCUAUCCACCCUUCCCCUCACCCCCGGGCUUUCAACUCCCUCCACCCUCGGGCCUUCCCCCCCUCCACCUCCCUCCUCCUCCCAUGUGUCAGCCGCCCAUGUACCUGCACAGCUGGGCGCCGAUGCAGCCCAUCUCUUGGCGGAGACAAAUUUAAAUCGCCUCACCCACACAUUCACACGCAACAAUUGCAGUGGGAUGUCAUACCUACAGACGUCAUGUGUGAUAGAAAUGUACAAAAUUAUAAGAAGAUAUCAAGGGGAGGCGACGCUUGGAAAUAAUCCAAAAUAUAGGAAAAGUGAUAUUUUUGGGUUUGAAAUACCAGUCUGUCUUGAUCCUUUAUUAGAUUUGUGUGAAAGUUUGUCAUUUGUGCGAUCACGGAAACACGUCCAAAAGAUGUCGUGGGCCUCUCUCUGCACCGCUUUGCUAAAGGUAUCCGAUUUAUCUGGUCUGUGUUUUCUUGUUUCGCUCGGGAACAAGAUAUAAAUCUCCGUGUGAAAUGAUGACUGCAUCAUCACCUGCCGUCGCUUGGAGCUGCGCGUGUGGCUGGAGCCUCUCCCUGUGUGUGUGUGUGUGUGUGUGUGUGUGUGUGUGUGUGUGUGUGUGUAAGAACAUAAGAAAAAGAAGUAUGCAUAUAGGCCGCUUGCCCCAUACAAGCCAGCUCCUGUAAACCUUUGGAAUGAAACCCAGAACACUAUAACGGUGUGUGUGUGUGUGUGUGUGUGUGUGUGUGUGUGUGUGUGUGUGUGUGUGCUGAGCUGGACUUGGAGGAGCACGGACGACCCGCUGCACAUAUCACCGUGAAUUCAGUUUUCUCUACGAGGCCUCUCCUUGCUGAUCCCGGGCACCGAAGGCAACACAGCCCUGUGCGGGUCACAAGGGAGCGCCUCCUCUCACGUAUCGGUUGGCCGCUGGCACUGCGUUGAUUGUAGACGCUGCUCUCCCUUUUCUUUACGGUCACGGGCACGGAUCAAGGGCUGCAAAAGUACAACAAUAAUAUAGAAAUAGAUGAACCGCCCGCGAGAUGUUGCUCGGGUAAAGAAAGAGAGAGAGAGUAAACCAGCACGUAUAUAAUCAUAUGUUUUAGUACUCCCUUGGUUCUGAGUGAAGUAUGUCUGAUACUCCACCUGCAAUGUUUAUCAAUAUAUAUCUUGGUCUGUGUGACCCCUCUGUAAUGUUUAUCAAUAUAUAUCUUGGUCUGUGUUGAAUCCUCUGUAAUGUUUAUCAAUAUAUAUCUUGGUCUGUGUGAUCCCUCUGCAAUGUUUAUCAAUAUAUAUCUUGGUCUGUGUGCUCCCUCUGCAAUGGUGGUGUCGCUGCGGCGGCGUGAAUGGCCAGGGCAGCGCCUGGAAGUGUCCUGACGCAAUAAAGUGUUGAAGUUUU
Eriocheir sinensis (Chinese mitten crab) is the source of this 2835-nucleotide messenger RNA. RefSeq lists its product as uncharacterized. The transcript has 2 exons. The record is from RefSeq and is a predicted model, not a curated record. Lineage: Eukaryota; Metazoa; Arthropoda; Malacostraca; Decapoda; Varunidae. Bases 248 to 1612 code for a protein of 454 amino acids.